CCGCCGUAGCGUCUAACCGGCGCAUAUGCUCGAUGUUCAAAUAAGUGGCGUGCGCUGAGUCAAAGUGUGUAUCAGUUAAGUGUUUGGAAGCGAGCGAAUCCUCAACAUGUCUGUUCAAGCAACGAACCCCAACAACCCCAUCGUGUUCUUCGACCUCACCAUCGGAGGGCAGGAUGUCGGACGGAUGAAGAUCGAGCUGUUUGCUGAUGUGGUUCCAAAGACGGCAGAGAAUUUCCGGCAGUUCUGCACUGGAGAAUUCAGGAAGGAUGGAGUCCCUAUUGGUUUCAAAGGCUGCACAUUCCACAGGGUGAUCAAAGGUUUCAUGAUACAAGGAGGGGACUUUGUAAAUGGGGAUGGCACUGGUAUCUGCAGCAUCUAUAGGGGUCCCUUUGCAGAUGAAAACUUCAGAAUGAAGCACUCUACGCCUGGUCUCCUGUCCAUGGCAAACAGUGGUCCAGGAACAAAUGGCUGUCAGUUUUUCAUUACCUGUACUAAAUGUGACUGGUUAGAUGGGAAGCAUGUUGUUUUCGGAAAAGUGGUCGAUGGUUUGCUGAUGGUGAGAAAAAUUGAGAAUGUCCCCACGGGGCCAAACAACAAGCCCAAACUCCCCAUCCUCGUCGCACAGUGUGGAGAGAUGUGAUCAGCUUGUUCACAACAACCAGUGUAAAAACUACACAUCCUCUGUAAUCAUGAUGUUGUGUCUAAAUGUUGUUUGAUACUCCUCAGCAAAUGUCAACCUGCAUAGCUUUACCUAUGAAGGACAUUAUAAAGUAAGGUAGAUCAUUUUGGCCAUUUUCUUCGACCUAGUCCGCACUUAAAGCUGCAUCUAAACCCAAAUAAGAUGAGUCACAUCUCAGGUGGGUGUUUAUAACGUGGGUUUUAAAUUAAUUCAGUGGAACUUCAUGUUCAGUGCUGUGGUUGACAGUUUGUGUAUCCCGUGACUGAAAAGAGGGAAUUUGUAGGCAUGUUGAAAAAAUCGCAUUUCUAAUUCAAAUACACUGUCAUUUAUUUUCAAUAAACUGUUUUACAUUUUUUAUACA
Messenger RNA from Limanda limanda (common dab), 1040 nucleotides. RefSeq names its product peptidylprolyl isomerase H (cyclophilin H) (gene ppih). The transcript is spliced from 9 exons. Gene Ontology annotation, cellular component: intracellular membrane-bounded organelle. Lineage: Eukaryota; Metazoa; Chordata; Actinopteri; Pleuronectiformes; Pleuronectidae. Gene Ontology annotation, biological process: protein folding; protein peptidyl-prolyl isomerization. The coding region runs from base 107 to 640 and encodes 177 amino acids. Gene Ontology annotation, molecular function: peptidyl-prolyl cis-trans isomerase activity. The record is from RefSeq and is a predicted model, not a curated record.